GUUUCCUUGUGGGGUGAGGUUUUGUUUUUUGGUAUCAGUCUGGUUUUAAACAUUCCAGCGACACGGAGGGUUCGAACAGUAGCAUCAUGGAACAAAACAGGUCACAGGCUGUCAAUCCGCAGCACCUUCAUAGGGAGAAGCUUCCCGAGGGGAAUCGGCGCACACAAGGACCACUCGCUGCAGGCACCUGUGAGGAACAGGAUUUGAGAUGGUCAGCCCAGUCGCCUCCCUCAGACGAUGGUCUUGGUACCAGCAGGACUCUGGUCCGUGUCAUUGUGGUGGGAGCUGGCAGUCGAGGGGCGGGUUAUAGCCUUUUUGCAUCUGUUCACCCUGAUCGCAUGAAGGUCAUUGGAGUGGCUGAUCUAAAUGAAUUUGCUCGCACAGAACUUCAACAAAAGUAUGAAAUUGUGGAUGAAAAUGUAUUUGAAGACUGGUCCAGUGUGACUGAAAGAGAGAAGUUUGCGGAUGCUGUGUUAAUUUGUACUCCAGAUCACCUUCAUAAGGAACCGGCAGUGGCCUUUGCAAAGAAGGGCUACCAUGUUUUGCUGGAGAAACCAAUGGCAAUGUCUGCUGAAGACUGCAGAGAAAUCGUGGCGGCUUGUACUGAGAGAGGCGUGAUGCUAAUGGUGGGUCACGUCCUCCGAUACGAUCCUCUCAUCCGCAAGAUUAAGGAGCUGAUAGAUGCUGGAGUCAUCGGUGAUUUGAUCCAUAUUCAGCACCUUGAGCCGGUUGGAUUUUUUCACUUUGCACAUUCGUAUGUUCGGGGGAACUGGAGGAAGGAAGCAGAGAGUUCUUUUUCUCUUUUGGCCAAGUCGUGCCAUGAUAUCGACCUCAUACAUCACUGGGCUGGAGCGCGAAGGUGUGUCAAAGUGUCUUCAUUUGGAUCUCUGUGUCAUUUUCGAAAAGAAAGCAAACCACCAGAUGCAGCGGCUCGUUGUCUGGAUUGUUCGGUAGAAGCAGACUGUCCUUACUCGGCCUGUAAAAUCUACCUGGACAAAGUGAAACUGGGACACGCUGGCUGGCCAGUGUCAGUCAUUUGUCCAAACUCCAUCCCCGACAUCGAGUCAGUGACAGAAGCGCUGAAGACUGGACCAUACGGCCGCUGUGUCUACGAGUGUGACAACGAUGUCUGUACUAACCAGGUUGUAAACAUGGAGUUUGAAGGAGGUCUGACUGCAGCAUUCACCAUGAUGGCGUUCACCAGAAAGCUGUGCAUGCGACAGACGACCAUUUAUGGUACCAAGGGAGAACUUUCAUACGAUGGCGAAGAACUAUACACAUUCGAUUUCCUGACCCAGAAAUCCACUCAACACUCAGCACAUAGCAGCGCCCCCUGGUUCUUUGGACACGGUGGAGCAGACUACCACCUUAUUGAUGCUUUUAUUUCCGCUGUGGCAAACAACGAUCCCUCUCUGAUCUGUUCGGGUCCCGAGGAAACACUGCUGAGCCACCUGCUGGUGUUUGACGCAGAGCGCUCACGGCGGGAGGACAGGGUGGUGCACUGUGACCGUAUCAGCCGGAGCUAGAAGACGCACGGUAUCUUCAGGAGGAAACUUCUCCCCUGCAGGACCAAACCUUCUGAGGACUCCUGCGGCUGAAGACACGGCAGAGCCACAUGUUGCAGAUUGAAUCUUUUUAACUUUGUGUUUGUUUUCACGUUGCACCAAACGACAGUGUGUCUCUAACAUCUGUCGUGUCAGGUAUUCCCAAGUGCUCGAGUUUCCGUCAGCCCAAAGUUGCUUUGACAGUUUGAAAGUGGGUGGGACUUAGUGAGUGAGGAGAAGUCCAGGGACGGACACCAGAGUGUUUUACCAUCAGUUCCUCUGCCCACGUCCUUCCUCUGUUGAUGGACCAGCCUCCUCCAGAUUGAGACAAAUCACUGCAAACAUCCACAGGGGACGCAGGUCAUAGGGUGGGCGUGGUCAGCUGACCACUAUGUCACAGCUUAUUGGAUUUGUGAAUGGACGCACGACCUAAAUGAGUCAUUUCCUUAAAAAUACUUUACCACUUACUUUUCACAGGUAAAAAAAUGAAUCAGUGCUUAGAAUAAAAUUUCAGCACCACAGAAAACCAAAAUAAUGAGUCAAACAAGUGCAACAUAUGAAAUGAUAUAUACACACAGUC
Thalassophryne amazonica is the source of this 2124-nucleotide messenger RNA. RefSeq lists its product as uncharacterized. The coding region runs from base 87 to 1526 and encodes 479 amino acids. Gene Ontology annotation, molecular function: nucleotide binding. The record is from RefSeq and is a predicted model, not a curated record. The transcript is spliced from 15 exons. Lineage: Eukaryota; Metazoa; Chordata; Actinopteri; Batrachoidiformes; Batrachoididae.